AUGAGCCGUCAUGGAGACGACCGGAGCCGGGCCCGCUCACGAUACGAUGAAACUGGAGAUGCGCUUUCUUCAUUCUACCGCGAACGGUUCGGCAGCCAAUCGCCGGAUGAAUAUCUGAACUUGCGCAUCACCCAAAUUGACAAGGGCCUCCAACGGGACGAGAUCAAGGACAUCCUCUAUCAAGAAUUCAAGAAAUAUGUCCCAUUCGAGGUGAAAGUCGUGCGGAACCCAGGCGAUGAAGAUCGACUCGCCUACGUCAACUUUGAGCGGAAGGAUGCGGCGAGGAAAAUUCGGCAUACAAUGCUUGCGCGCCUCCAAAAAUUGUUGGGUCGGCGGAUCCUCGUCGAUCCUGCCGGCAUCAUCCGCGACCAGGACGGCAAGUUCAUCCCCGACAGAUUCAACCGUGCCAGUAUGCAGGAGCAGCAACGGAAUCGAUCUGGCGGCCGUGGAAUUUCGCCAAGACGAAGCGGCGGCCAAGGCACUUGGAGAUUAACGGAAGAUGAUCAAAAAGCUACUCGUUCACUUUUUGUUGGAAAUAUGCCGUCGGAUAUACACGAAUCGGAAAUACGGAGGGUCUUUGAAAAAUAUGGAGGCGUUGAAGAGGUUGAUAUUAAACGUGUCGAGAACUCGACGGCCGCCUAUGCAUUUGUGCAAUUCGCGACUAUUGACGCAGCGCUUGAUGCAAAGCACAACGAGCAUGAACGCGCCAUUCGGCACGGUGGUCCGAAAUGCAAGAUUGGAUAUGGGAAGAGCCAGGUAUCGCGAAAACUUUGGGUCGGCGGGCUAGGCCCGUGGGUGAGCGCCGACGAGCUGAGCAAGGAGUUUGAUCGCUAUGGCCCGAUUGACAAGUUGGAUUAUGAGGAGGGCAGCGAUCACGCCUACAUCCUCUACGCAGAUCUGAACGCGGCCAGCGAUGCGUCGCGGGCAAUGCGCAACUUUGACUUUGAUGACCACGUGAUCCAGAUUGAUUAUGCCAAGGAAGAUACGGCGGUUAGGAAGCGAAUUGGCGACCGUGAUCAUAGCCCUUCAUCAAAGCGAGCGCGAGAAAGCCCGCCGCCUGCCGGGAAGCCAAUCCGCACUAUCGAGCAGCUCGAUGAGCAAUAUGCGUUCACUUGGGUCGGACAUGUACUACUGAAAAAGGCAGAGUACGCGCUACGUCUCUAUCGAGUGGCCGGCACCGAGAAGCUGCUUCAGACGAUGCUCCGCGACUCGGACGGCAACGCGGUCAAGUUGCACGUGACGCAGAGGCUCGCCCUCUCGACCCAAGAGUCUCUGCAAGACCGACUGCUCGCCUCGCCGAUCAAGCAGCUCGCGAUUAUGAUUGGGGUUGGCAAAGAGCCGAAGUCGAUUCAGCCGUUUGCCAACUAUCUGGCCGAGAAGGAUGCUGCCGGCGUUGUGACGAUAAACGAUGGGAUCGUCUACGUGUUCCCACCAUCCGACAUGGCCACCCAUCUAUUGGCUAGAUUCGCCCCCAACAUCCACUUGCUUGUCGAUGGUGCCCCAAAUCUCCUGUUCAUCCUCGCACCGAAGGUUACGAGCUCAUCAUCCCCA
Molecule: messenger RNA, 1551 nt
Organism: Mesorhabditis spiculigera
Lineage: Eukaryota; Metazoa; Nematoda; Chromadorea; Rhabditida; Rhabditidae
Source: the annotation of a GenBank genome assembly